Messenger RNA from Venturia canescens, 2948 nucleotides. RefSeq lists its product as uncharacterized. The transcript has a single exon. Lineage: Eukaryota; Metazoa; Arthropoda; Insecta; Hymenoptera; Ichneumonidae. The record is from RefSeq and is a predicted model, not a curated record. Bases 739 to 1974 code for a protein of 411 amino acids.
UAUCACCAAAUUUGAUAAAUUUCUUAUCAUUUUGACGAGUGUAGCCACCCUCCUUAAAGUUAUGUGUCAAAAAAAAAUAGUUUGAAGAACGAGUGUGUGCGCGCCACACGAGUGUGCCAAAGUGACGUAACUCUUUUCCACUCGCGUUCCUCAGGGGGCUGCACAAUAAUUUGUGCUAUAGUCGUGGGUAUUGAACUAUCUCGUUGUCAAGCAAAACAACUGUGCACGAGAGGUAGAAAUUUCUAUCUCCACGUGAAGCUCAAAUAAUGGGCAUUGGAAAGCACAAAAAUUGCUUCAGUUCGGUGCCAGCGACCGAAUUGGGUCGUGCACCCGCGCGUUCCUACACGCACGCACAAUCGACAUAUCGAUUGGAUUUAUCGUCGUUUUUAGUUCGCUCGUGAACGUGGACUUGCCUUAAUAGGAAGCAUGGUGAAUAUAAUAAAAGCACGAAAUUUAUUGUGCCUCCAGUGUUCGGGGAUAAAGUGACUGCUGGUCGAAUGGAGCUUGCUCGUCGGGAUAAUUAGUGCUGGUGAAAAAUGGUCGAAGCGAGCCCCAGAUUUCAGUGCUGGUUUUGCAGAAGCAUUCGAGGACGAAGCCAACAGCAUGAAUUCCCUCGGAGAAAGCUCACUUCUUUUUCGUCCCUCCAACUCGUCUUCGUUUUUCUCGUUUUUCCGUACAAAUUUUGUGCCUUUUUGACAAACCUGUGCAACUCUCCGCGUUGAAUAAAUCACGGAAGAUAUGCAACGUGGAAAAUGUUGCGCGCACUGUCCAGGAAAUUGGGGCUCGAACGCCGGGGAAGCGAGAGAAAAUCAUUCGUGUUGUCUGCCCGCGUACGUUCGAGGGAAUUUGAAAGUAUCGGGACUGAGGGAAACGUCGAGGCCCGAGGAUGCGGAAAGAUCGGAGAGGCUCCGAGGGAAAGUUUGCCCCAGGAAAUGCGACGAUGAAAGGCCUUCUUCGUGCUACGAUAGGUUUGCAAUUGCUAGAAAGUUUCACGCCGAAAAUCUGCAGCACCAGCCCCUCCCCGACCGAGUGGACGACUCGAUUUUCAAAAAUGUACGGACGAGGAUGACGCACCUGGAGAAUUCCGGGGGCGACGUUGAGCAACGUCCUCCUCCCGGGCUCGGCGCGAACGGGGGCGGCCCUCGGGGCUCGAAAUACUUGAAAAAAAUCCGAGCCGGCCUCCAGUGCGGAGCAACUCUCGGGUGCAAAACUCCGACGACGAACAUGGACCUCGCCAUCUGUUGGGAAGCGCCGUUGGAUCCGACGUACGAGCCCUCGCGGGCGGUCCGCAUCGAUGGGACCGACGGCGGGCCGGCUCCGGCGAUAUUCACGCUGGUCGAGCGCGAAGUGGCGCGCCGCGAGGGUCACCAAAACGACGGAGAAUGCUCCAAGAAUCCUCUCGACAUUUACGAGGCGAAAUUCAGCAAUUUGCGGAAUCGUUGUCGGUGCAAUUUCGCCCGGGUUCGCGAGGCCUCCGAACCGAACGGGACUCCGAAUCGGGGCUUAACUUUGGGCGAGAAGAUCGAAGCCGACGAAGGGUCUCCGGGCGCCUCGGAUAAACGGCUCUGCGACGACCUCCGCUCUCUUUCCAUCAGCGACGACCACCGCGAUCGAGCCCUCCGAGGUGACCCGAAACGCGAUAAAAUCCAACCCCUCCAUUUGAGAAAUUGCUCUCCGUGCGAAUGCAGAGGCGACCGAGCCGCCCGGAAGCCUCGACAGAGACUCACCCAAUCCGCUAAUGUGGCCUCGAGAAACGUCCGCAGAAACGGCUUGCCCGGCAAACUUAACGUUCCCAGGCCCAGAACACCUUACGCCAAAAGAUCUUUCUGCAUCGACACUCUUGCACCGCCCUUCAGCAUCGUCCACGGCUGCCGAGACUCCGAUUACCCCGAGCACUGGCGGCUCACUUCGGUCUAUCAACAAUCUUACAGAAAUCCGGUUAAACAGAGGGGCACCAUAUUAAACUGGGAUUGACGGGAAUGGGGGGAGCAAAGAGGCCGAAAAACAAGCAUUUCUUACCUGCCCGGAUCGUUGAUACAACAAAAUCUUGAGUCCAAUGAGAAAUAACAUUUUUCACUUCAAUUUUUAGUCCACGCUUUCGUACUGAUGGAAAUGAUCGAUAUGUUGAAAAAGUAUUGUUACUUUGGAGCUCUUUAGUGUCUCGGAAUACCUUCAAAAAAGUAUUAACCUUUGAGAUUCAAACACUUUUUUGAGUGUUGAAAUAUUUUUUAGCGUAUAUGCUCUAAGAACUUUGGAGUUUGAAGAUUUCAUUCGUCGCGCUUCCGAGUGAUGAACGUCCAGUCGUGUUGCUUAGAAAAAUCGCUACUUUCCACUGUAGAAGUUACCAAGUUCCUAGAAACGUAGUGACAUUAAAACGAAUUAGUGAAGAUAAAGAAAUUGUUAGGAAAUUUUCCGCUCGUCCUCGUUCCUCAAUUCUUUUAUACGUUAUCCUCGUAGUAGCUGUAUUAAGGUAGAUGGGUGACAGCUACGUGAUAUUUGCGCCAACGAUAUUUUUCGAAAAUUUCCAAAGACGAAACUUACUUUGAAAUAAUAAUUUUAUUUACAAAUAUCAUCGGUAGAGAGCCAACAUUUUUAUGCAAUUUUAUUAUUAAAAAAACGUUUGAAGAGCUCACUUUGACUAGCGUGGUGCAACAGAUGCCGUUGUUGAAAAAUCAGCAAUAAAAAAGUUUACCGAGAUAAAAAUGGUAGUUUUGUAAAAACUGAGAAAAAAUUUGGCGAAGCGAACGAAUGACAAAAUAUAACCAAAAGGUCGAACUGACGUCACACGUGAACAUAAAUUGAAUGGGACGUUGCCAAACGUUGCCAAUUCACAUGUCGCCUAAUCUGAAUGAUUAUUCCUCAUCAGAUAUUUUUUAAUAUUUCUACUAAAAUACAUGUGGGUUCUUGAAUAUCCACGAAAUACGAUCGAUUUUUUUGCAAAAUCUUGG